AUGUCUCAGCAAAAGGGAAAGGCCUCGGGUGCCAGCAAGGGCAAGAAGCCUGGCAAGGCUGGCGCUGAGGGCAAGCGCGAGGAUGUCUUGCAGGCCGUGUGCCUCCUCCCCCUUGCAAACACGCCACUCAUCGAAUACACCCUCGAGUUCCUUGCCAUGAACGGCGUCCAGGAGGUCUAUAUCUACUGCGGCUCCCACUCGGAACAGAUCGAGAACUACAUCAACACAUCGCGGUGGUCGCCCAUGUCCAUCCGUACCCCGUUCACGAGCCUGCAGUUCAUCCGCGUCUCGGACGCCCGCUCCAUCGGUGAUUUCCUCCGUGACCUCGACGGACGCGGCAUCAUGGACGGCGAUUUCAUCGUCGUCCAUGGCGACGUCGUCUCCAACAUCUCCCUCGACGGCGCGCUGGCGGCGCAUAAGGCGCGCAAGGAGGCCGCCGCGACCAACAUCAUGACGGUCGUCCUGCGAUCGGGCGGCCCCGAGGAGCAUAGGACGAAGCCGAACGGCAUCAACCCGGUGUUUGUCAUCGACUCCAAGACGAAGCGUUGCUUACACUACGACGAGACAAAUCCCCUGCAGAGCGACCACUACAUGACGCUCGACCCGGCCGUCAUCGACGAGCUUUCGGCCGACUUCGAGAUCCGGGGCGACCUGAUCGACGCCGGCAUUGACAUCUGCACCCCCGAGGUGCUGGCGUUGUGGUCCGAGAGUUUCGACUACGAGCUGCCGAGGAGGAAUUUCCUGCACGGCGUUCUGAAGGACUGGGAGCUGAACGGCAAGGCCAUCUACGCCGAGGUCCUCGAGGAGGGCUACGCCGCGCGCGCGAGCAAUCUCCAGAUGUACGAGUCCAUCAGCAAAGACGUCCUCGGCCGCUGGACCUUCCCCUUUGUCCCCGACUGCAACGUCAUCCCGGGCCAAACGUACAAGAUGACGAGCGGCGCAGUCUGCGUGGAGGACGGGACCGUCAUGGCGCCGGACAGCACGAUUUCGAGAUCCAUACUCGGCCAGGGAGCCACCGUCGGCGCCGGCAGCAGAGUGUCGGGCAGUAUCGUCGGCCGGCGGUGCAAGAUUGGUAGCAACGUCCGCAUCGAGGACAGCUUCAUCUGGGACGACGCCGUGAUCGAGGACGAUGUAGUCAUCACCCGCUCCAUCCUGGCCGACUCCAGCGUCGUCGGCAAGGGCUCCAUCGUCGACGCCGGCUCGCUCCUCUCCUUUGGCGUCACCCUCGGCGAGAAGAGCAAGAUCCCUGAGGCCACCGUCCUCGCAGUCACCGCACACAACGGCAGCCCUGUUGUGCCGGACGCCGCACUCGUGGGCCCCUCGGGCAAGGGCGCGCGCUACGUCGACCCCGAGGCCGAGGACGUCGACGACGAGGACCCCUCGACCCUCCAGCGCUCCCUCAUCUACAACCUCUCCCACCUCUCGCUCUCCACCUCGACCAUCUCAACUCUCUCCUCCGACGUGGGCGACGACGACGACUCGGACGCCGGCUCGGCCGUCACCCCCUUCUCGGCCGACGCGCGCAACCGCGCCGACUCGUUCGUCUCGGACGACUCCCAGGGCAAGUCGGGCUUCCACCACGACGCGGUGCACGGCCUCCUCGACGCGCUCCGCGCCGAGUCGGGCGACUUCGACUCGGCCAAGCUCGAGUUCAUGGGUCUCCGCCUCGCCAACGACGCAUCGGACGUGGCCAUGCGCAAGGCCGUCGCCAUCGCCUUCGCCCGCCGCGCCGCCGAGCUCCUCGAGCCCGAGCACGGCGGCCUCGAGCCGCCCAAGGCCGCCGACUCGACCUUCAACUCGAGCAAGGGCGCGUCCAAGUUUGUCUCCGAGGUGGGCGUCGGCGGCGGCGAGGCGGAGCAGGUCGACUUCGUCCUCGCGCUGCAACACGCUCUUCUCGGCUGCCGCAACCUCGAGCACCACCGCGCCGGCGUCCUGCUGGCCGCCAUGCUGCAGCAGCUGUACGGCCUCGACGUCCUUGAGGAGGAGGGCAUCCUUGCCUGGUGGGAGGACGCACGCGCCGACGAGGGCGAGGGCAUGUCGGCGCUCAAAGAGAAGUGCAGGGUUCUUGUAGAGUGGCUGGAGAACGCCGAGGAGGAGGACGAUGAUGAUGAUGACGACUCGGAUGAGGACGACGAGUAG
This is a messenger RNA of Colletotrichum higginsianum IMI 349063, 2139 nucleotides long. RefSeq names its product eIF4-gamma/eIF5/eIF2-epsilon. Lineage: Eukaryota; Fungi; Ascomycota; Sordariomycetes; Glomerellales; Glomerellaceae. Gene Ontology annotation, cellular component: eukaryotic translation initiation factor 2B complex. The record is from RefSeq and is a predicted model, not a curated record. Gene Ontology annotation, molecular function: guanyl-nucleotide exchange factor activity; translation initiation factor binding; translation initiation factor activity. The transcript has 2 exons. Bases 1 to 2139 code for a protein of 712 amino acids.